AUGGUUCAAAUAUCCGAAACCAAUUCUUUAGAAAAAACUGUGAAUUAUAAAAGUUCAAAAAUUCAACUUAUGAAAGAUGGACUGAUUUUCACCUUUGAAAAUUUUUGGCAAUGUGUAAAUGUUAAGACUGAUGACUAUGUACUCAAAGAUGUAGCUAAUAAAAUCAACGUUCAACGUAAGAAAUUUUUCAAUUUCGUGGAAGAUUCUAUUCAACAAAGCUACAAAAUACGCAGAUAUUUGUCGAAUUUUCAAUUAGUUAUUGAAUGCAGUGCCGAUGAUUCUUUAUCCAAGGAUGAAUAUGUUAAGGAAUUAGAGUCAUUAUUAGAUGAAAGUAAGCGGAAUCUGAAAUCUGCUGAAAUGUUGAAUAAACAAGCUGAAGAAAUUAUAGAUGAAUUAAUAAACAUCAACAGUGAACUUUAUAAAUAUAAAGAAGAUAUUCAAAGUAAUACAGAGAACAUCAAAUCAGAAAAUGGGGAUAAAUUUAAUAAAACCAAAUCUAAUAUGAAAUUUUCAACUUUUUUACGUAAUUGUGGUGUUGCCGUUUUUAUUGGUGCGGGAGCUUUGGCUCUUGCUCCAUAUACUGGUGGUGCUAGUGUUGUAAUAGGAUCAGAGCUUGCGGAAGGUUUGUUUGUAGGUUCCACUAUCCUUGGAACAGAAGCAGCCAUAUUUGCCGUAGCAGGUGAAGUAUCCCGACAAGAAUGUUCAUCAAAAAUCGAUAAAUUAAGAGAACAGUUAGAAAAAGAGAAAGUUGAAUUAUCCACCAAUAUCGAUAAAUUGAUAGAAGGUCUCAAAUUAAUAGUCGACACGGCUGCAAUGCUCAUGGUGUAUUGGAAGACUCAAUCAGAUGAUUAUCUUGUCUAUCUUUUAAAUAAAGCGAAUGAGGCAAAAGAGCAACAAACUAUCGAGAGCAAUGGGAAUAUUGAUGGCAAUGGCCAGGUCGGCGAUUCAAGUUCUACUGGGAGCAAUGUAAAAACUCCUGAAAAUAAGCCAUUAUUUAGAAAUAAACCUGUUGUCAGAGGAAUUAACAAAUGUUUAAAAGAAAUGGAGGUAGAUGAACUCUAUACCAAAGAAUUCUCUAUGGAAAUCGGAGUUCAAAUGGUGAAAUAUGAGAUGAUGUUCAACCGUAUUGGUAUGUAA
Messenger RNA from Scutellospora calospora, 1137 nucleotides. NCBI's taxonomy places the organism in Eukaryota, Fungi, Glomeromycota, Glomeromycetes, Diversisporales, Gigasporaceae. The record is from the annotation of a GenBank genome assembly.